This is a messenger RNA of Chara braunii, 1731 nucleotides long. The record is from the annotation of a GenBank genome assembly. NCBI's taxonomy places the organism in Eukaryota, Viridiplantae, Streptophyta, Charophyceae, Charales, Characeae.
GUUUUUCCUCACCACCAUUUCCUUCCUAGGGCACGUGGUGACAGACAAGGGACUCCAACCAGAGCCGUAGAAGGUGGCAGCUGUCAGGGACGCGCCGGUGCCUAUGACUAUCACGCAAGUUCGCGCCUUUCUGGGCCUAGCCUCGUACUCUCGAAGAUUUAUCAAGGGCUUGGCGGUGAUUGCGGGACCCCUCACAAAUCUGCUACGUAAAGAUCAGCUGUUGAUCUGGACGCCGGAAUGCGAUCAAGCGUUUUCCACACUCAAGGCCGCUCUCAUUUCGGCUCCGGUCCUUAUAAGACCAGAUCCCGAAAAACCUUUUGUUCUCAUCACUGACUGGCAGCCAGAGGCGAUUUCGGCGAUCCUUGCCCAGGUGGGACCAAGCGGACUCGAGAGUGUGGUGGAGUAUGCGUCCAAAUCAGUGCCCGCCUGCAAGCGCAACUACGCCACUCCAACGGGUGAAUGCUAUGCGGCUCUUUGGGGAAUCAGUCACUUUCGUGUUUACCUGUACGGGCAAAAAUUCACCCUAGUGACUGAUCAUGAGCCCCUGUUGGCUCUGAAGAAGUCAAAGGAUUACUCGAGCAUGAUCGGGCGAUGGGCCACGGUGCUGCAGAGCAUGGACUUUGACAUUCGUCAUCGAAAGCACGAGAGACACGGGAAUGCAGACGGACUGACACAGCUGCAUCGGCCUAAGAAAGUUCCGAAGAAUGAGGAGGUGAUUCUGUGGAACGAACUUGAACAGGAGGUUGGACCCCGGUACGGCCAAGUGGAGAUUUUGUCGAAGCAGGACGAGGAUACGCUACCAUCAUGGCAGGAGUAUCUGAAGCCGUACGAGAUCAUCCCUCACGCCUUCUAUCCGAGGGCAGAGGAAGUGGUGAUCGACGACGACGACGACGAAGAAGAGGACGACGACGAGGAAACAUCGGAGGACGGAAGCUAUAGUGAACAUAGCGAGGGCGAGCUGAGCGAAGGAGAAGAGGAGGAAGAAAAAACCGGAUCCGAGUGGGAAGCCGUGCCGGAGGAAGCGACGCGUAUGGGAACGGAGGCGGUAGAUCCGGAAGCGGCGCGAAAGCGCGAGGAAAUUGCCACCGGGAAGCGCCAGCUGGAGUUCGCCAGUGAAGCUAGCCUGCGCAUCGGUAGCGAUCUGACCAGGGACCCAGAGCCGCCGAAGCCCGAAGAUGGCGACCCUGCAGCCGCCGCCUCAAGUACGGCGCAACGGAAACGGAGCCGAUCCCCCUCUUCCUCCAUCCCCACCCGUCCCCCAGUUCGCCCACGUAUCGAUGCGGGCGAUAGGCCUUCGUCCUUGGACGCUGUCCCGUCGACCCCUUGAUUUCCUCACCCUCGAGCAGAUCCGUACCCCCGUCACCUUCCCUUUUCAUCCCUUCCUUCCCCAUCUCUUCCGCGACUUCUAUUCUACCCAUCUACUCGCCACCGUCCACCCCCACGCCUCCCUUCAAUCCGCUGCCCCCACGUUCUGCUGGCAUCUCCUGCUGUUCAGCGCUGCAUGGGAGCAAUGCAACGUGGUAGAAAUCUACUGCGUCGCUACGGGGACAAUCCCCGCUUGCUGCCACUUCCAGUUCUUUCGAGCGGCGCUUUUCCGCACCCUCUCCUCCUUCUUUCGCGACUACCUCGCUUCCCUUCCCCGCAGCGGCGAUCAUUUCCCCCACUUCCCCCGGAUCAUCCGAUAUGAGGAGCUCCCGGUGACGAUGGAAAGGAUAAAUCGCUUCCUACCCC